GUUAUGUCAUUUAUCAACCAUGGCUGCACCCGUCGCUCUUAUUCAAGGUGCGAGCAGAGGACUGGGCUUUGGAUUCUGCAAAUAUAUACUUAAAAAUAAAUCACUCGCUACUGUUGUAGCAACAUGUCGAAACCCGGACGGGGCUGCAGAAUUGCGGAGCCUGGCCGGCCAACACCCGGGCCGACUGAUGGUUCUCAGACUGGACGUGAACCACGAGGAGGACAUCCGCGGAGCUGCAGAGAGGGUUAAGGAGAGUUUCGGUCGGCUGGAUCUAGUCGUCAACUCCUCGGCAAUGCUUCACCCCUCGGGGAAAGGAGAGACCAGCUUGAGGGAUGUUUCUGCACAGGGUAUCAUUUCCACCUUAACGACUAAUACAGUGGGUCCCCUGGUCAUGGCCAAGUAUUUCUCCCCCCUCCUUCUUAAGGGCAGUGGUGGAUUUGGUCAGCAGCCUGCAGAGAAAGCCAAACAGCACAGCGGGAUCAUUGUUAACAUCACAGCGAAAGUGGGAUCAAUUGGAGACAAUGGUCUUGGAGGUUGGUACAGCUACAGAAUGUCUAAAGCAGCUCUUAACAUGGCCACUAGGAAUUUGUCUAUAGAGCUGGGCCGCAGUCGACCCAAGGUUGUUUGUGUGUCCCUACAUCCAGGAACAGUGAACACAGACCUCUCCAGACCUUAUCACCAGAAUGUGCCACAAGACAAGCUGUUCAGCGCUGAACACUCUGUGAACUGUCUAAUGAGCAUCGUUGACACACUAAAUAUAGAAAAGACUGGAAAAGCGUACAGCUGGGAUGGAACCGAACUCCCGUGGUAGAAUUUCUAAGAGAUGAAUUUCACCACUUCUCAAAUCAAAUCAAAUCACUUUUAUUGUCACAUCACAUGUGCA
Molecule: messenger RNA, 883 nt
Organism: Pundamilia nyererei
Lineage: Eukaryota; Metazoa; Chordata; Actinopteri; Cichliformes; Cichlidae
Product: C-factor
Exons: 4
Coding region: 20-811 (263 amino acids)
Cellular component (GO): cytoplasm
Molecular function (GO): oxidoreductase activity
Source: RefSeq, a predicted model, not a curated record